AUGACUGGCCUUCCUCAAGUCUGGGUGCUGGCUUUCCUGUCACUGCGAGGGAUUUUUGCCCAGGUCCUCAUGGAACAUCUCUGCUUGGAGGAAGGCCAGAAUCUGGAUCUCCACUGCGUCAACAGUAAAGGCAACACCUCCGCUCUAGAAUGGAAGGAUCCCAGCGGCUUUACGAUAUUUUUCAACCAUUGGCACGGCACAGAAAAGGGGAGGUACCAACUUCUGCAUUACUCCAACGAUUCGCUGUCCAUUCGUCUUUCCAAUGUAACAAGACAUGACGAGGGACUGUUCACUUGUCUCUACUACAGCGAGAAUAUUGGAACCAAACUUGUGAACGUUACAGUUUGGGCUCCACCUUCUAGACCUUUGUUGGAGGAUUUGAGGGCCACAGUAAACCAAACAGAAGAAAAUAUUGUCUUAAGGUGUUCCACUGAGGGAAGCUGGCCUGCUCCUCAAAUCACCUGGCUGCUACAGAACGGAAUGGAAAUCUUUGGAAACACUCAACACCAAUUGGAAGAAAAGAGGUUCCAUUCCAUAAGCAAGUUGUCCAUCUACGCAUUCCCCCGGGGCUCUGUCGUUUCUUGUGUGAUAUACCACAAAGCCUUAGGAAAGAGAAAUUUAACUGUGACUUUGCACCUGGACCAUGCCAAACAAAAACAGAAGACAGAAGAAAUCUUUAACAUUCCAGCAUUGUCUCCAACCAAGGAGGCAGAAACUCAAACUUCUCAUACUACCAACGAAUCCAAUCCAAUAUUCAAUGUAACAGAAGGAAACCCAACCACGCAAAAACUGUUCCCAAGUACAGAUAUAGACGUUUGGGCAAACAAUAAAACAAAUAUGAUUUACAGAGGCUUUGUGGAGGAACAAGCCAACAUUUUGUUCCCAGGCCUUGUAUCUAUUCUCCUUCUUGCUCUCUUCAUCAUGGUCCUUCUCUUUGUGGUGAAACUGUGGAAAGCACACAGGGACUGGAAAAAAGAAAAUAAUAAUGCUUCUGAACAACCUGUUGAGAGUUACAGGCCUAAAGCAAAUAAGGCCCCUGCCAGACUCAAGAAGAACACAUCCGUGAUCCCCUGGAGGAACAGCGAGAAGUAUGUAAUUCAAGAAUCAUAUACCAGGAUGUCAAAACCUUCAGAAGGAAGUCAGGAUUCUUCAGUCUUCGAAAAAGAGUUGUCCCACUUUAAAGAAACGGAUAUGUGACACUAAGGACAAUAUUGUGCUGCGUUUAACAGCAGGAACCGUCUUCUCUUCCAAUUUUAAUUCCCGCGCUGCACUGUUCUGCAAAACUAUCUCUUUAAAAAUCCAGAUCGGAGAGGAUUUCGAAUGAGAGCCUCCUAGACUAAGAUGCAUCUCAGAACAGUAUUGCAAAUAAAGUAAUAAUGAUACCAUAAAAGCCCUUGGGAACUUAUGCCAGUUAUUAUUUAGGAGUUGAAAUUCCUCGUGUGGACUUAACAAUUUCGGGAUAUACAAAGGUUAUACAAAACCUUUGCCAGACCAAUUCUCGAAUACAGCUCGUCCGCCUGGA
Pseudonaja textilis is the source of this 1522-nucleotide messenger RNA. NCBI's taxonomy places the organism in Eukaryota, Metazoa, Chordata, Lepidosauria, Squamata, Elapidae. The record is from RefSeq and is a predicted model, not a curated record.